Molecule: messenger RNA, 4052 nt
Organism: Pantherophis guttatus
Lineage: Eukaryota; Metazoa; Chordata; Lepidosauria; Squamata; Colubridae
Product: lipase member M
Biological process (GO): lipid metabolic process
Molecular function (GO): hydrolase activity, acting on ester bonds
Source: RefSeq, a predicted model, not a curated record
AUGAUUUCCCACCAUGGGUACCCAAAUGAAGAGUAUGAAGUCUUGACAGAGGAUGGUUAUUAUCUAACAAUAAACAGAAUUCCCCGGGGAAGAAAAAGCAUUUCAGUCAUAGGUCGAAAGCCUGUUGCCUUUUUGCAACAUGGCAUAUUUGGAGAAGCCAGUCACUGGGUGGAGAACAUGGCCAGCAACAGCCUUGGGUUUGUCCUUGCGGAUGCAGGCUAUGAUGUUUGGCUGGGAAACAGCAGAGGAACAAGCUAUUCUCUAAGGCACCAGACUUUAUCGGUGGAUCAAGAGGAAUUUUGGAAUUUCAGUUUCCAUGAAAUGGCCAUGUAUGAUCUUCCAGCAACAAUAAAUUUUAUUUUGAAGAAAACCAAACAGAAACAAUUAUACUAUGUUGGUUAUUCUCAAGGCGCUACUAUUGGCUUCAUAGCAUUUUCAGCCAUGCCAGGACUGUCUCAAAAAAUCAAAAUGUUCUUUGCCUUAGCUCCUGUGAUCUAUGUUAUGCAUGUCCCAAAUCUUCUAUUGAGAUUGCCUUCCUUACUUCCUCAACAUUCAUUUAAGCACAUAUUCGGUGACAAAGAUUUUACGUUUAGCCACAAGCCUGUGAAAGACUUCAUGACGAAAUUAUGUACAACUGCAUUUAUACAUAAAUUAUGUCCAAAUCUCAUUUUCUUUCCUGGUACUUACAAUACAACAAAUCUAAACAUGAGCCGAAUUGAUGUAUAUGCAGCUCACUAUCCAGAUAGAACAUCAGUUAAAACCAUCUUACACUGGAAUCAGAUGCUGGAUAUAGGAUUGUUCCGCUAUUUUGAUUACGGGGACAAAAAUCAGAUGACAUAUAAACAGAGUGUUCCUCCUUCAUAUCAAAUAAAAGACAUGUCGGUGCCAAUUGCAGUGUGGUCUGGGGAUCAAGACACUCUUGCAGACCCAAAAGAUAUAGAGCUCUUACUCUCUGGUAUUGUUAACCUGAUUUACCAUCGCUCAUGGUCAGACUGGAGCCACUGGGAUUUUAUCUGGGGACUCAAUGCUCCCCAACGCAUGUUCUUCAAAAUAAUUCAAUUGAUGGAGAAGUCUGUGUAAACCAGUAGUUUGCUGUAUAUUUCUGUAUGCAUCUGAAAUACAGAUUUGGAUUAUUUUAAAAAAGAUGCAUUCUCUAUCACAGCAAUUGCCAUUUUUCCUCACUCCCCUUCCCCAGAUUUAUUCAACCAUGAACAUCAUUCUCUUUUAACGACCCCAUAAUCCCUUGUGGGGUGAAGUCUGGGCAACUGAAUGGAGCUGAGUGUUUAUGGCCAGAUGCCCUUCCUGUCACCAAUGCGGAGUUUUGUUCAGCAGAUAUAUUCUCAUUGUGCCCAGAGAGAGAAAUAUCUGCCUCUACCAAGGAUUGAACUCACAGCCUCCUGAUUGUGUGGCGAGAGCUCCAUCUCUAGGGUUACCGCACCACUCAUUCAACCAUGAACAUGGCUGGGAUUAAAAGAAUCUUGCACACUUGGUUUGUAUUUCAUUUGGUCAGAAUGUUUAUUACUUCUGGAUAUCUGAGUUUUCCCUGUUUGUAUUCCCCAUCUGUACAGGUAGUCCUUGACUUAUGAUCACAACUGAGUCCUAAAUUUCUGUUGCUGAACAAAACAGUUGCUAAAUGAGUUUUGCUCCAUUUUACGAUCUUACUUGCCACCUUUGUUAAGUGAAUAACUGCAGUUCUUAAGUUGAUAACAUGCUUGUAAAGUGAAUCUGGCUUCCUCAUUGACUUUGAUGGUCAUAAGGUCACAAAAGAUGAUCGCUUGACCCUGGGACACUGCAACUGUCAUAAACAUAAACCAAUUGCCAAACAUCUGAAUUUUGAUCAUGUGACCAUGGGGAUGCUGCAACAAUCAUGUGAAAAACAGUCAUAAGUUACUUUUUCAGUGCCGUUAUAAUUUUGAUCCCUAAAUAAAUGAUUGUAAGUCAAGGACAACCUAUAUUAUCAACUACACACCACCUAGAAUUGUUUUAGAGUGGACAACCUUAUUACAUUUAAUUAAUUAAUUUAAAUAUGUGACUAUGGAGAUCCAAUCAAGACUCAUUGUCCUCAAAGAGAGUAAAGCAAGCUGUCAGUAUUCCAAGUAAUGCACCCAUUGAAAGCAUAACUCUGAAGCAGGGAGAUUCCUCAAAGGACAUGUUUAUUGGAUACAUCAUAUCGGCACAGCUGGUGAAAACCAGCUCUGACAGUUCCCGCCAUUUUCACCUAAUUAAAAGAGUAAAACUCCCCCCGCCCAGGUGUCACAGGUCACAUUGUCCAAUGAAGAUGGAAGGCAGGCUCCUCUCCUCUUUCAACAGCCACCUGUUUCAAUGACCUUGAUUCCUACAGGAAAACCUUUUGUUUUGAUUGUAGCCCGGCUAUCUAUUUCCCUCCUUCCCUUCCCCCUCUCAGGCUACGUGGCAACUAUGAGGCAGCACAAUGACUUCAGCCAGGUCCACUUCAGAGUUGACACAAACAUUUGUCUUCAACCCAAUUUAGCAUUCGAUAAAGAAAUGGUUGGGUGUGAGUCAGGGGUGAAAUGCAGCCGGCUCUAUCCGGCUUGUGGAAACUGGUAGCGCUGGUGGGUGAUGGUUCGGAGAGCCAGUAGUGCCAGCGGAGGGAGGCUCCGCCCCUCCCAAACCGGGACGUUGACCCUCUGAGCCAGUAGUGCCAGCGGAGGGAGGCUCCGCCCCUCCCAAACCAGUUUUGACCCUCUGUGCAUGUGCAGAAGGCUUUGCGCAUGCGCAGACAAUGGUGAGCGCACAUUAGCAAGCCGGUAGGAAAGGUAAGUGCAGUUUACCUCAGCAAACAUUGCUUGGAGGCACAGUAAUAAAGAAAAGCAGUAUGACUUUUCAGAAUCAGAAGUACAAGCACUUAUUGUGAUGAUAAACAACAAUUAGGGAAUUGAACAAUCAGAAAGAUAGAAAUACAAGGAUACCUGUAAUGAACAGGGGUCCCUAACCUCCGGAUCACAGUCCACUAAUGGGCCUUGAGCUGUUCAGAACCGGGCAGCAGAAGCAACAGGGGAGCACAAAUGCAUGCAUCCCCCCCUUGCACGAGCAGCGUGCAAUCACAUGUGCACAUGCUCUAUUUGUGUCUGCAAAGCUUGAAAGGUUCAAAAUGUUAUUAAAAUAUUUAAUAAUAUUUCAAAUAUUAAGUAAGUUAUUUUUUUUAAUUUAGUGCUAUUAUUAAACAAUAGGAAGCAGGGUUACAUGCGAAAGCAUGUGCCUUUGUUGUUAGUCAAAUCUAUUUCUAGCAUAAUGCCAUGAGUUUUUGUCAUGUAGAAAGUAGGACUCCUACAUUUCUUCUUCCUGUUUUUAAAAUUGUUCCAUAUUUGUCAAAUUUCACUUCGUCAAAUUCCAUAUUCUCAUACUUCCUCUCUUAUCACCCAAAUAAUUAUUGGAAAAUAACCUUUUGCUUCAAGUGGUAAUUGUUCUGUUAUAAUGUGAUAACUGCAAAGUGUGUUCUGAGAGAAGGAGUCCAUGACAUUAAAUUGAGUCCAUCUUAUUACAAUCUUCUGGUAGAAUUCAAUCUUCCCUUUAAAGUCACUGUUCUGAAGCUUGGUUGCCUAGUAUUAUUUUGUAUAGUGUAUACAAAUAUAUACACUAUACAAAAUAAAUAUAUCAUUACUGAAAUUAACUAAUUACCUUCCUACAUGAUAUUGUCAUGGUGCUUUUAUUGCUAUUUUAUCCUCAUCUAUAAUCUGAAAAGGUAAACUGGAGUUGUUGAAAGAUUUCAUUAACAUAUUUGAAUGGUUUUGUUAUUUCUUGAGGCCUGGGGAUCAGAUACAAACAUGCCUUAAAUAUAUAAGUACCUUCCGCUGUGCCCUUAAAACUUUCUUUUUUCAGCAAGCCGGGCUGGCUUAACAUAUUUUUUAAUAUUUUUAAAUUUUUAAUUGGUCUGUUAUCUUAAAUUGGGGCCAAAUUAAUAUAUAUCCUUUUAAUUGUUUUUAAUGUUUAUAUUGUAUGUUUUUAUCUGGCUGUACACCGCCCUGAGUCCCUCAGGAGAAGGUGCGGUAUAUAAAUUCGAGAUAAAAUAAAAAAUAAAAAUUCCAUUCAUA